UUGGCUAUGUGAUUCCUCAACAAGUUCCAUCGACGUUAUAGUAUUACCAUGGGCAGCGGCUUCGGCAGGGCCUGCUCAUCCCAGCAAGCGGCAGGGAGAAGAAAAAAGCUCGGUACCUUCGAGCUGCGCCGUCUGGUACUUCAGUUGACCAGAAUCACGUACUUCAACGAAAAUGAGCGAACAUCACUUCUUGCACUUUUUUACGGAUACUUUCAAAAUGAGUGAGCAGGAGGACAAAAACACCCUCGCUCGGCAGAUCUUCCGCACAUUCGAUAAAGAUGGCAGCGGCUCGGUUGAUUUUCGUGAGUUUAUCAUUGGACUGAGUACACUCCUGCGGGGAACCACAGUGGAGAGACUGAAGUGGGUCUUUAACAUGUACGACCUGGACAGUAACGGCUCAGUAACCAAGGACGAGCUCAUCCAUGUCUUAAAGAUGAUGCACAAGUUGCGAUACCCUGAGAUGGCUGUGGAGAACGUGGAUGCAUUAGACGAACAUCUACAGAGUGUUGCAGAUAAGAUAUUCACGGGAAUAUUUUACAUACUGCACAGGGCCGAGGUGGAUGUUGACGGAGACGGUACGCUGAAGUUGAAGGAGUUUGUUGAAGGUGUGCGGAGGAAUCCUGGCCUGUUACGUCCGACGAGGAACUAG
Molecule: messenger RNA, 649 nt
Organism: Branchiostoma floridae (Florida lancelet)
Lineage: Eukaryota; Metazoa; Chordata; Leptocardii; Amphioxiformes; Branchiostomatidae
Product: neurocalcin-delta B-like
Exons: 6
Coding region: 173-649 (158 amino acids)
Molecular function (GO): calcium ion binding
Source: RefSeq, a predicted model, not a curated record